Molecule: messenger RNA, 319 nt
Organism: Staurois parvus
Lineage: Eukaryota; Metazoa; Chordata; Amphibia; Anura; Ranidae
Source: the annotation of a GenBank genome assembly
UGUGUCCCUCGGACACAGUGGAUCAUCGAUCACGGAAAGAGCCGAAGAUAUCAGCUCGGUCAUGUGAUCAGCUGUGUCCAAUCACAGCUGAUCACAUGGGACAUGUACACUGAUCAUCAGGGCACUGAUGAUCAGUGUGCCCUGAUGAUCAGUGUAGCCCCAGCAGUGCCAGCUGUCAGUGUCCAUCAGUGCCAGCUGUCAGUGUCCAUCAGUGCCAGCUGUCAGUGUCCAUCAGUGCCACAUAUCAGUGCCUACCAGUGCACAUCAAUGCAACAUAUCAGUGCCCAUCUGAGCUGACUUUCAGUGCCACCUAUCAAUG